Molecule: messenger RNA, 1284 nt
Organism: Cercopithifilaria johnstoni
Lineage: Eukaryota; Metazoa; Nematoda; Chromadorea; Rhabditida; Onchocercidae
Source: the annotation of a GenBank genome assembly
AUGCCUACAUUAUUUGCAAAUACGCAAACUACAAUUAUAUCCGAUACAAAUCGACAAAACCCUUCAUCGACACAAAAAUCGGACUCUGAAACACAAUCAAUGGAAGAAGUGGAAUCGAAGAUGAUGAACUUACUAGAAUCAUCUUCUAAAGUUAUCGAUUCACUUCCAAAAAAACCCGACGAAAAUAUUUCGGAAACUCUCGGGAAGCAAAUCGCUAGCGAUAAACUUAGAAAUGAUAAAUUAAAUUUAAUAAAACAUCAAAUUCCAACCAGUUUUUCAAUUGCUAGCAGUCAAGGCAUAAUAAUAGAACUUACCUGUAAUUCAUUAACAGACAUAACAAAUUCAUUUGAAGAUCUUCCCGAUUUUGUGCAUGGAGGAACGGCGCCACUACUUACAAAACACAGUGACCUGAAGCCAGAUGCACAAAAUCUUUCAAAACGGAAAGUGCGGUCAACGGAAAAAAUUAAUUAUGGAAAAGCUGAUCAAUUAUCGCAGCAUAAGGAUUCUGAUAUGAUUGAAUCAGUCGCAGAAAAGAUUCCAUUGAAGAAAACUUGCCAAUUAAUGCCACAUUGGUGGAGUGAUCAGAAGACAUUCGUUGGAAACAUUAUAAAAACCACUCGUUAUUUCCGUGCAUUAAAUUUAUCAGUGAAUCAAACUGAAGGACGUUUUGAAAUUUUCAAGGAUAAAAAUAUUAUUGAAAUAUUGAAGCCAUUUAAUGGACAAAUGUUAGUAUUUUUCUGCUUCUAAUUUGUCAUAUUCGGUUGUGUUGUUUUGGCUUUUCCCAUCUUAUUAUUGCUGAUGUUCUUGCGUUGUAUGUCUGAAGAAGAAGAUCUGAUGGAGGAAGCGAUGUUUGAUCUAGCUGAAAUUUCCAUUUUUUGUGUGUUUUCGGUCAUUGAGUUUUAUAUGUCGUCAGGAGCAGAAAUUAGAGCUAUCAUGGAUUCGAUGUGUGCUAGAUAUUUAGAACGCAGUAUUGGAAUCAACGGAUAUUUGAAAGAGAAAGUGUACAAUAUAUGCACUGAUGUGAAGAUCGAAGCAUACGGUUUCCUUUCAUCCGGUUGUAUAUUUUUGUUCCUCGUUUUCCUAUUCGCUAUUGAUUUGAUCAUAUUACUGAAGAAUGCAGAGGAGGUAGAAUCACGAAAGUAUUUGCAAAUGGCAGCUUGUCUUCACUAUGAUAAAACUCUAAAAUGUAUGACAGAAUCAUUGCUCGAAGGUGUUUCUGUCGAAUCUCGUCGCUCAGAGAAACAGAAGCCAGAAAUGAAAUCAAAUGUUAUCAGUAAAAAGUGA